Molecule: messenger RNA, 1170 nt
Organism: Dentiscutata erythropus
Lineage: Eukaryota; Fungi; Glomeromycota; Glomeromycetes; Diversisporales; Gigasporaceae
Source: the annotation of a GenBank genome assembly
GAUAACGAACGUUAUAUACAAUUAGGGUGUACACUUAUUACAACACUUUUGGCUAAUAUUGAUGGUGUCAAGUAUUUAGAAAGUAAUAAAUUUUUAAGACAAAUUGCGGAAGGAUUAAAUCAAUUAGACCCAAUCAACGGAACUUUUGAAAGUGAACCAUUAUUUUCUAAAGAAAGAAUAAAUAGUACAUUAACUGCGGGUUAUUUUACAAUGAUAGGAGUUCUUAGUAAAUUUAAAGAUGGUGUCAAGGACGGGCAUCCUCGUAUUCUUCUUUCUAAAGUGAUGACUUCUGGGUAUAAGCGAGUUCGUCUUUAUGCCACAAAACACCUUGGUUUGAUUUUACGAACAUCACCCAAGAAAUUUAAUGAAUGGGGAAUUCAAUUACUUAUAACUCAGUUAUAUGAUCCUGCAAUGGAAGUAUGUCAAAUGGCAGUUCAAGUUCUAGAAGAAACAUGUAAUCAAAAAGAAAAUAUCGAAUUACUUGUUAAAUUAAGACCUAGUUUAGAUAAUUUGGGGGAAGUGGGUAAUCCAUUAUUACUAAGAUUUUUAUCAACUUCAAUUGGAUUCAAAUAUCUUUCUGAAUCUAAUUAUGUUGAAAAAGAAAUGGAUGAUUGGUUUCAGAGUCGUAAUCAAUAUUACGUGACUCAAUUAGAAGUUUCCUUGGCAAAUGCAUUGAAACUUGAUGGAGAAGAAAAUCGUGCUGCGGAUGAUGAUGACAAGGACGUCAAAAUGCAUAACUUUGAUGGAAUGACUCCCGCCCAUUUUUAUGGGGAAUUGACAAAAACCGAAGAAGGAUGUCAAUUACUUCGAGAAAAAGGUCAUUUUCGAGAAUUUGCGAAUUUCAUAAGAGAACAUGGAAUGGAAAAGAGUGAUACCCUUAUUAUAUAUAAAUUAAAAUCUAUUCUUUGGGCUGUUGGUAACAUUGGUGCAUCGAAAAGUGGAUUACAAUUUUUAGAAGAAGAAAAUAUUAUAAAAGAUAUUGUAUACAUAGCAGAAAAUUCGGCUGUCUUAUCAUUAAAAGGAACUUGCUUUCAUGUUUUGGGCUUAAUUUCCAAAACUGCAUCUGGUGCUAAAGUAAUGGAAGAUUUGGGUUGGGAAUCUGUUUAUGAUUCAUAUACCGAAAUUGGAUCUGGUUUAUGCUAUCCUAUUAAUUCCCAAGCAUUUCUUUCA